AUGUUUUGUUUAAGGAGCUGGUUACCUCUCCUCUUCAUCCCAACCAAUGCCUCCCCACUUUUCAUUAUCUCCUUCGUCACUCUGACCUACAUCCUCCAUCGCCCAUGUAUCUACUGCUCAGCUCUCCUCCUAAUCCUUUUCAUCUCAUCCUGUCAUUGGUCGGAUCGCUGUUUCUUUGACCUUCGUGGUGACUGGUUUGCGCCUCGCUACUCUUCCGACCCAAGCGCUUCUCUAUUCGCCCCCAGUGAGACCUUCGCCGGCUAUGUCCUGGAAACUGUGAAUACCACAACAAAGACAUUGGCAGGUGCAGUCGUUGACGAAGCGCAACGUCGUCUUGCACUGAAUGGAUCGUCAACGGCCUCGGUGGUCAGUGCGUUAGGGCAGGAGGAAUGGUCCGGAGUUGGGCUGGAGUGGUUGCGCAGUUUGCUUGGGCGACGGGAGUGGACGAUUCCUUGUGUCGACGUCAAAAUUCGGCUGUAA
Messenger RNA from Aspergillus alliaceus, 480 nucleotides. RefSeq lists its product as uncharacterized. The transcript is spliced from 2 exons. The record is from RefSeq and is a predicted model, not a curated record. Bases 1 to 480 code for a protein of 159 amino acids. Lineage: Eukaryota; Fungi; Ascomycota; Eurotiomycetes; Eurotiales; Aspergillaceae.